CAAGGUUUCUCCCGGAACUGUGAACAUGAAAUGAAGAGCAGCGCUAAAUGAAAUGGCGUCAGUCACAGCCCGUAACUGGGCUCUCUGUGCGGUCGCUGUCUUUAACGUGCUGUUUGUGUUCAUUUCUGGGGCAGACUUCAUUCGCUUCGUGUCGUUUCGACCCAUCUAUCAUAACAUCACAGGGGAGACGAUGCUCUGUCAAGACUCCAUCCCGUGGUCUGUGGCCUUAAAGAACAGUUCUGUUCUGUGGUCUCUUGUUGUGGAUCUGUCUUUGUUGGCUCUCUUCACUGCACAACACAGCCUGCUGGCCUGGUUCCCAGUCAAACAGGCCCUACAGUCAAUGCUGGGGGCCUUGAACAGGACAGCAUACUGCUUCACUACUGCACUCGUGCUUCAGAUCUUGAUGCGUUACUGGCAGCCAGUGACUGGCGCCCCCUGCCUGUGGUCAGUGCGUCAUACACCCUGGAGUAUCUGGUUCCCCCUGCUCUGCUUUGCGCUGCACUUCCUCUGCUGGGCCAUCAUCUGCAGCAUCCUUGUGAUUUUUGAUUAUCCAGAACUACUCGGUAUCAAACAGGUGUAUUAUGAGUGCCUCGGUCUGGGGGACCCUUUGUCUGAGAAGCCACCGCCCGCUCGGCGCCUCCUGUCCCACCUCCGCCACCCCGUUUGCCUGGAGCUGGCCGUCAUCCUGUGGCUGCUGCCGGCCUUAUCCCUGGACAGACUCCUGCUGGCCGGGACGCUGUCGGCCUACAUGGCCCUGGCACACUCUCUGGACAAACAGGAUUUAGCCUACCUCUGUGCUGAGCUUAAAGUCAAGGUGCGGCUGUUUGCCGAGCCGCAGGGAGGCAGCGUCGAGCAGAACGGCAGCAACCACAAGGAGAAGGGAAGUUAAAGCCGCCUCGCUGCUGUGAUCUGAAGCUGACUUUUUAUUUACAAGAUGUGCUUCAAAGGUAGAUGUAACAGUGGCUGUACUGACAUCUCUGUGUUUACCACAUAUAAUGCUUUUAGAAACCAUUACGUGAAUUAUUCUCAAAAUAAUUGUGUCUUGAAUUGAUUUCACACUGGUAGUAUUUUCUAUUUUAUUACUGUUUGAUAAAAGAAGAAGAGAAAGUCUGGUUGUAUUUCUGAUAGUAUGAAUAUAUUUCUUUGUGUGACUUGAAUAAACUGGGUUAAAAUUUCA
Messenger RNA from Girardinichthys multiradiatus, 1177 nucleotides. It is a transcript of the gene nrm, whose product is annotated as nurim. The transcript has 4 exons. Gene Ontology annotation, cellular component: nuclear membrane. NCBI's taxonomy places the organism in Eukaryota, Metazoa, Chordata, Actinopteri, Cyprinodontiformes, Goodeidae. The record is from RefSeq and is a predicted model, not a curated record. Bases 53 to 889 code for a protein of 278 amino acids.